AUGAAUGAUCUCGUGCUAAUGUACUUGGAAAACUACCCUGGAGCCCCACCCCUCACCGACGACCGCCUCCUCCGCAGCCCCGACGCCGCCGACCGCGCCCUCGCCAAGCGCAGCAACACGCAAUGGCACCUGAUGAUCACGGACGAGUCCAGCUUCCUCAUCUUCCUCGCCGGCGUCGCCUGCCUGCGCAACACCAUGAGCCCGUGCCGGCAAUGGCAGACCGACUACCUCCUCCUCCAGCAAGACCUGAUCCGCAGCAUCCGCUCCCGCAUGCCGUCGCCGUCCCCGUCCCGCGGCAGCAGCAGCACCGACGACGACGGCUCCGACGCCGCCACGGAAAAGCCGCCUAUCCCUUACAUCUUCGCUGUGGCAGCGCUGGGCGCCGCUGGUGCCGUCUUCUCCGACCUCCCCGCCGCCCUCCUCCACCUGCGCGGCGCGCGCGAACUCGUCCGGCUCCGCGGCGGCAUCGAGUCGUUCGACGGCAACGUCCUCGCGUGGCGGGCCGUGACGUGGUGCGAGUGGCUCGUCUGCGCCGCGUGCGACUUGUAUCCGACCAUCACGCCACCAGUACCACCGCCUAUCGACGCUACGCCGGUGUAUCCGCGGGAGUUCGUGGAGGAGGUGCAGGCGGUGCAGGGGAGGACGAGGGGGAGGUUGGCGCUUUGCGGUGUGGGGAGUGGGGGGAGCAGGAGGAUGAGGAGGUUGGAUGGGGUGUUCGAGGCGCUGACGCUGGUGAGCAGGGCGACGACGGGGGAGAGGUGGAGGCGGGUGUUUCAGGCGGGGGGGCCGGAGAAGGAUGCGGUGGCGGUGGUGUUGGAUUGGGUUGGGAAUGUGUUGUUGGUCGAGGUGGUGCGGUUGGUGCGGGGGGAUGCGGCGGAGGAUGUGGUGGUGGAGGUGGCGGGGGAUGGUGAGGAUGACGACGGCGAGGGUGCGGGUGAGGAGGGGCUGGAUGGCGAGGACGAGGGGGAAGGGUGGGUGUACGCGGUCUUGCUGCAUGCGGCUAACGCGUACCUUUGCGCCACGCUGAGCGAGAUACCGGCAAUUUCGGCCUUGAAUCUGGUGUACCUGCGGCGACUGCGGAGCGCUCUUGAGGGUGCAAUCAAAGGGUCAAAUAUGCAGCAAUGGAGGGGAAGUAGUAGCGGGGUGGAGGCGUUGGAUGCAACGACGCUGAUGUGGGUGCUGGUUGUGGGGUGGUUUUUGGCCGAGAAGACCCAGGCGCCUGGGAAAGCAGAGUUUUGGUUUUGGUUUGAGGCCAGAAUUUUGGACUUGUUCAGUCCAAAGUUGAAGCUGAAGCCAUCCGCCAUCAUGUCAACCGGGUGGGAUGUUAGGCGUAUAUUCAACUCGAACAUCAAUCCGCUCGUUGCCCUUGAGGACUUCUUAAUCACUGAAUUUCCUGAUCCGGAAGACCGCCGUGGAUUCACGGAUGCCGAGCUUGAAAGUGUCAGGCACGACAUGAGAGUGCGGCAAAAUCCUAUACCGGUGGACGAAUUCAUCCAUCAAGUGGAGUCGAUGAGCUUCUUCGAUAAGGCCGAGUCCGAAAAGCUGUUGGGGUGGAUGUCCCGCGACUUUGUCUCAUGGGUCCCCUUGGGUCGCGACUCAAUUGACGGCACCGCAUACCGAGUUGUCCUAGGCGUCUCCAGAUUCAGCAACGUGCAGCCUUACAGCCAUCGCGGUCGCGGGCCUGGUUAUCUCCUGGGCACCAACUUUAUCGCCCUCAAUGUUCUCGGUGCGGAGACUAGCGUUCAGGAAUCUUCGCGAUACAACCGCCGAAAAGAGAACUACACUGACAACGAUGGGUUCACCACAACUUAUGACUCCGCUUCUCCCACUGACUCGGCUGCUCCCACUGCUAAAACUGCUUCCGCUGAUGAGGCUUCCCCCGCUCCUUCCCCAGGUUUCGUGUUCCACCAACUUGGAAGGCUAUAG
Molecule: messenger RNA, 1926 nt
Organism: Lasiodiplodia theobromae
Lineage: Eukaryota; Fungi; Ascomycota; Dothideomycetes; Botryosphaeriales; Botryosphaeriaceae
Exons: 5
Coding region: 1-1926 (641 amino acids)
Source: RefSeq, a predicted model, not a curated record